Messenger RNA from Lycium ferocissimum, 1090 nucleotides. Its product is annotated as vacuolar protein sorting-associated protein 25. Gene Ontology annotation, molecular function: protein homodimerization activity; structural molecule activity. Gene Ontology annotation, biological process: protein transport to vacuole involved in ubiquitin-dependent protein catabolic process via the multivesicular body sorting pathway. Gene Ontology annotation, cellular component: ESCRT II complex. The transcript has 8 exons. The coding region runs from base 375 to 914 and encodes 179 amino acids. The record is from RefSeq and is a predicted model, not a curated record. NCBI's taxonomy places the organism in Eukaryota, Viridiplantae, Streptophyta, Magnoliopsida, Solanales, Solanaceae.
CCAAGGUCCAAACAUUUUUCUCAUUAUUAUAAUCAAACCCCAAAUUAUACAUUUCCUUUUCAAUUUUCCCCUUGAAUAAUUGAAUACGACUCAACUUUAACAUCGAUUCAACGUUACAAGUAAACUGAUCUUCUCUUCAUCUCUAAUUCAGGAUCAUCUUCAACUCUGGAAUUUGUUUCUCUGGGGCUAUUUACACUAGAAACCUGAAUGAUAUAUUGCAGAGUUUCUAUUGCCCAACUCAAUCUUGGAUCAAUCUUUUGCAGUUUUUAACAAUUAAGUGUCAGCUAAUCUUUGCAGUUCUAGCUGCAUUGAGCGAGUACUGAUUUCCCGCUAUCAGCAGGGUGUAAGGCAGAGAAGGAAGUAAUUCAAGAAAGAUGCAGAAGCUGGGGGAAUUCAAGCUGCCUAACUUCUUUAAUUAUCCACCUUACUUCACUUUGCAGCCUGUGAGGGAAACUAGGGAGAAGCAGAUACAGCUAUGGAAGGAGCUCAUAAUUGAUUUCUGUCGAACCCAAAAGAUCUUUGUAAUAGGGCUGGAGGAAGACUUCCCAUUGUUCAAUAAUCCUACUAUUGAAAGAUCUCUGAGUCAUGAAGCUAGGGGGGCAUUUCUCUCUGCAUUGGUUUCUGAUGGUCGUGCAGAAUGGAUGGAUAAAGGUCAUCGAAAAUGCCUAGUCCUAUGGCAUUGUAUCCAAGACUGGGCAGACUUGAUUGUAAACUUUGUGAAGGAGUAUGGGCUGGAGGACAGUGUUAUGACAGUUGAAGAAAUACGUUCUGGGGCGGAGUCCCGUGGAACAGAGCUUCAAGGAAUGGACCGUACAGUUCUUAUGCGAGCUUUGAAGCUGCUCGAACAUAAAGGGAAGCUUGCAAUAUUUAAGGGAACUUCAGCUGAUGAUGAAGGUGUCAAAUUUUCUCUGUAAACCAUCUUGGUGGACUGUUUUUCUGUACAAUGAGCGAGAAAAUUCGUAUCUACGAGCAUUUGUGAAAUACUUUAAUGGAGUCAAACUGGGAUAAAAUGGUUUCGUGUUAUGAUACAGAUACCUUACUGGACUAAUUUGAUUCCAAGUAGAAUGAAUAUUGAAUUGGUAGUGCAGAA